Messenger RNA from Schizosaccharomyces japonicus yFS275, 2298 nucleotides. RefSeq names its product retromer complex subunit Vps26. Gene Ontology annotation, biological process: retrograde transport, endosome to Golgi; intracellular protein transport. The coding region runs from base 43 to 999 and encodes 318 amino acids. Gene Ontology annotation, cellular component: endosome; retromer complex; cytosol. The transcript is spliced from 2 exons. The record is from RefSeq and is a predicted model, not a curated record. Lineage: Eukaryota; Fungi; Ascomycota; Schizosaccharomycetes; Schizosaccharomycetales; Schizosaccharomycetaceae.
GCUGCAUGAGUCUGGCAUCUACGCAGCACUUGCAACCUGGCGAUGUCGUAUCUGUUUAAGAGUCCAAUCGACGUUGACAUUUACCUCGCAAAUGAGGAUGAACGCCCAACCGUAGACUUUGAACUUGGCAAUGGCCGUAAAGAGAAGGCGCCUAUUUACAACAAUGACGAAACGGUUAAGGGAACUGUCUUAAUCCGUUUAAAGGACGGCAGAAAAGUUGAACAUAAUGGUAUUAAGAUCGAGUUUAUUGGCUGUAUUGAGAGCAGUUACGAUAAAAGCAAUGCCUAUGAAUUCACUCGAAGUGUCCAAGAAUUGGCUGCUCCCGGCGAAAUGAAACAAGCCCAGAUGCUUGACUUUGAGUUUCGACACGUUGACAAGCCUUAUGAAUCGUACAAGGGCCGAAACGUCCGUCUCCGCUACUUUUGCAGAGUAACUGUGUCUCGGAAAAUGUCAGACGUCCUUCGAGAAAAGGAUCUGUGGGUGUACAAGUACGAGAACCCACCGGAGACGAAUACAGACAUUAAGAUGGACGUGGGUAUCGAGGACUGCUUGCACAUUGAGUUCCAGUACAUGAAGAACAAGUACCAUCUGAAGGAUGUGAUCAUCGGAAAGAUUUACUUCAUGCUUGUACGCAUCAAGAUCCAGCGAAUGGAGGUAAACAUUAUUCGACGAGAGACUAUAGGCACAGCUCCAAACCAGUUCAGCGACAGCGAGAUUGUCACCCGCUACGAAAUCAUGGAUGGCAAUCCUAACCGGGGUGAAACCAUCCCGCUUCGAAUCUUCCUCAAUGGGUACCCUUUGACGCCCACCUUCCGCGACGUGAAUAAGAAGCUGAGUGUCCGCUACUAUCUCAGCCUGAUUCUUGUUGACGAGGAUCAGCGCCGUUAUUUUAAGCAGUCAGAAAUUACGUUUUGGCGUCGACACGAGCCUUCCCCUACCGCAACAAAAGCAGAGGAACCUGAAGCGAGCCCAGAGAGCGAAGUAACCGACGAAAGAUGAUGAAUUAUAAUGCCCAAACAAACGUCCAUACGCUAAUGACUCAAUUGAUCAAACCUCGUCCGGCGUGAAACCACCGUCAACUCCGUCAAUUCCCUCAACGCUUACAAGAAUCACUCUAUUCGUUUCUUCUCUCUUUCUGUCUUUUAUCACAACUUUUCCCUUUCAUAUUCUCACAAACGACCAGACGCACGUCUCUUCACUCUUGAUUCUCCUUGUCGAGCAACUUUUGGACUUGAGCAAGGCAAUCAUGCUGGGCCUGCGUCAUUGUACCUUCCACGUUGAUGGUGCAUGCGUCUGGUUCGCUGUCGUUGGGAGGCUCGAGUGUGUUGAGCUGACUAGUAAUCAUUUCGGCUUUCAUAAAAUGGCCUACACGAGCCUUAAUGCGCUUCGUCAGUGUUUCCUUGCUGGCGUGGAGAAAAACGAACCACAGAACUAUGUUUUUGUUGGCCAAUUCGGAACGGAGACGGUCUCUGUAUUUGCGUUUCAAAGCCGAGCAAGUGACAACGAUCCCGUGAACGUCCUCGCUGCUUGCCGUUCUUGCGGUCACUAUUCCGAUCUUUUCCAACCAGCCCCAUCUGUCUUCAUCCGUCAGUGCGUGUCCUUGUGCCAUUUUGUCAAUGUUUGCUUGGGGAUGUAAAUCGUCUCCCUCGAUGUAUGUGAAUCCCAAUGAUUUGGACAAGUAGUCAGCAAUCGUCGUUUUUCCACAGGCGGCCGGUCCAGCAACGAUAAUAACGUCUGUUUUGCGCUCCUUUUUUGCGAUGGUACUCAUGGUGAAAUAGCUGGAUCUGUUUUUCGUUCGUCUUCUUACUCCGUUUAAAUGGAACUCCGGGUUUUCUUCCGUUUCGUUUGUUCCAGAUUGUUCGUGUUUCUGUUUGCGUGAAUGGUCUUCAGUUACUGUGAACUACGUCUUCUGCGUCUCUGAAUGUUCGGAAGGAUGUGUUUUCUCCUCUGCUGUAUAUGACUUCUAUUCCGUUACAACGUAUCCCACCAAUAUAUGCAUAAACGAUCUAGGCCUGUAAUUUGGAAUACGCGAACCACUGUUGUAACCUCUCCGUUAUCGUCGAAGCGAAUGUCGGCAAAUUUGUUUCAGACGGUCGCUCCCUCCAUCCUCCUUGUGUCUUAAUGGUUGCUUAGCAUUCCCUCCUAGCAAUCAGGUUGCAGCCGACUAAAAGAACGAAGCUUAUUGCAAAUAAAGUGAACACGUGUUCGUCAAAUCACACUCUUCUACUAACUACUUUGUAUAUAAUUUAGUUGUAAACAAGUCCAUCUACAUGUGUAAUGUCGCUAGCUAAAGUAUAG